AUGGGAAAGGCAAGGAAGACGCGGAAGUUUGCGGCAGUGAAACGGACAAUUAAUCCGAAAGAUCAACGACUGCAAAAUAAGGAGGUAAAGAAGCUGAAGAAGCGGAAGGAGAGGGAGACAGCUUUAAAAGAGCACGUUCAGCACAACCCUGAUCAAUUCUUUAGUUACAACACGAAUCUGGUCCCUCCAUAUCAAGUGUUGGUGGACACGAACUUCAUCAAUGGAGCUAUCCAAACCAAGCAGGACGUAUUGCAGGGCCUUAUCACCUGCCUUGUAGCAAAAUUGGCAGAACUCGAGAAGCUUGGCCACAGGUAUCGGCUGGCCCUUCAUUUGGCAAAGGAUCCACGAAUAAAGCGACUCAAGUGCCUACAUGCUGGGACUUACGCUGAUGACUGCAUCGUGCAGAGAGUUACAGAGCACAAGUGCUAUUUGGUGGCAACAAAUGAUAAGGAUUUGAAGCGUCGCAUCCGCAAGAUUCCAGGAGUGCCAAUCGUAUACCUAAAGGGGCGUACGUUUGCGGUAGAACGACUCCCAGAGGCAAUCACCGCACUGCCUGCUGCCAAGUCAGCAUUCCCGAAGAACUGA
Molecule: messenger RNA, 585 nt
Organism: Eimeria acervulina
Lineage: Eukaryota; Apicomplexa; Conoidasida; Eucoccidiorida; Eimeriidae
Product: rRNA-processing protein FCF1, putative
Exons: 6
Coding region: 1-585 (194 amino acids)
Cellular component (GO): nucleolus; small-subunit processome
Source: RefSeq, a predicted model, not a curated record